UCCACAGUCUCUGGUCAUCUCCUGUAGUACAUCCGCAGUCUCUGGUCAUCUCCUGUACUGUGUUCGCAGUCUCUGGUCAUCUCCUGUACUAUGUCCGCAGUCUCUGGUCAUCUCCUGUACUUACAUCCACAGUCUCUGGUCAUCUCCUGUAGUUCAUUUGCAGUCUGUGGUCAUCUCCUGGUUAUUUAUUUUACCCCAGGGAGGAUUUUUUUCUUUGUUGCUGGAUAUAUGGGGGUGUCUCAUUGUUGCUGGAUAUAUGGGGGAUGUCUCUUUGCUGUUGGAUAUAUGGAGGAUGUCUCUUUGCUGCUAGAUUUUUAGGGGGAUGUAUUUUUGCUAAUUAAAAGGGGGUGUCUCUUUGCUGGAU
This is a messenger RNA of Staurois parvus, 364 nucleotides long. Lineage: Eukaryota; Metazoa; Chordata; Amphibia; Anura; Ranidae. The record is from the annotation of a GenBank genome assembly.